AUGAGUGCAGAAAGGAACACUGAGGAUGAGAACACUGAAGCUGAGAACACUGAGGGCGAGUCCACUGAGGCAGAGAACACCAUGGACGAGAACACUGAGGAAGAGAACAUUGAGAAUGAGAACACUGAGGCUGAGUCCACUGAGGACAAGAACAUGCCAAACCAGAGACAUCAUCAUGGAUGGAAUACUAACCAAACUGUCUUCAGCGAGGAGAACACUGAGAAUGAGAACACUGAGGACAAGAACACUGAGAAUGAGAACACUGAGGACAAGAACACUGAAGACGAGAACACUGAGAAUGAGAACACUGAGGAUGAGAACACUGAAGAUGAGAACACUGACAAUGAGAACACUGAGGACGAGAACACUGAAGAUGAGAAGACAGUGAGGACGAGAACACUGAGGAUGAGAACUUUAAAAAUGAGAACACUGAGGAUGAGAACACUGAGGACGAGAACACUGAGGACUGAGGACAAGAACACUGAGGAUGAGAAGCUUGAGGCCGAGAACACUGAGAAUGAGAACACUGAGGAUGAGAACUUUAAAAAUGAGAACACUGAGGAUGAGAACACUGAGGACGAGAACACUGAGAAUAAGAACACUGAGGACAAGAACACUGAGAAUGAGGACGAGAACACUGAGAACGAGAACACUGAGGACAAGAACACUGAGAACGAGAACACUGAGGACGAGAACACUGAGGAUGAGAACUUUAAAAAUGAGAACACUGAGGAUGAGAACACUGAGGCAGAGAACACUGAGGACAAGAACCUUGAGGCCGAGAACACUGAAAAAGAGAACACUGAGGACGAGAACACUGAGGACAAGAACAUGCCAAACCAGAGACAUCAUCAUGGAUGGAAUACUAACCAAACUAUUAGUCCAGAAAAGGACAGUGAGGACGAGAACACUGAGGAUGAGAACUUUAAAAAUGAGAACACUGAGGAUGAGAACACUGAGGACGAGAACACUGAGAAUAAGAACACUGAGGACAAGAACACUGAGAAUGAGGACGAGAACACUGAGAACGAGAACACUGAGGACAAGAACACUGAGAACGAGAACACUGAGGACAAGAACACUGAGGAUGAGAACUUUAAAAAUGAGAACACUGAGGAUGAGAACACUGAGGCAGAGAACACUGAGGACAAGAACCUUGAGAAGGACAUCUGGGUCCAGAUUAGUCCAGAAAAGGACAGUGAGGACGAGAACACUGAGGAUGAGAACUUUAAAAAUGAGAACACUGAGGAUGAGAACACUGAGGACGAGAACACUCAGAACGAGAACACUGAGGACGAGAACACUGAGAAUGAGAACACUGAGGAUGAGAACACUAAGGACGAGAACACUGAGCAUGAGAACCUUGAGGAGAAGAACACUGAGAAUGAGAACACUGAGGAUGAGAACACUGAGGAUGAGAACACUGAGAACAAGAACACUGAGGACAAGAACACUGAGGAUGAGAACCUUGAGGCCGAGAACACUGAGGACGAGAACACUGAGAAUGAGAACACUGAGGAUGAGAACACUGAGGACGAGAACACUGAGCAUGAGAACCUUGAGGAGAAGAACACUGAGAAUGAGAACACUGAGGAUGAGAACACUGAGGAUGAGAACUUUAAAAAUGAGAACACUGAGGACGAGAACACUGAGGAUGAGAACACUGAGAACAAGAACACUGAGGACAAGAACACUGAGGAUGAGAACACUGAGGAUGAGAACCUUGAGGCCGAGAACACUGAGAAUGAGAACAUUAAAAAUGAGAACACUGAGGAUGAGAACACUGAGGCCGAGAACACUGAGAAUGAGAACUUUAAAUAUGAGAACACUGAGGACGAGAACACUGAGAAUGAGAACACUGUGGAUGGGAACUUUAAAAAUGAGAACACUGAGGAUGAGAACACUGAGGCCGAGAACACUGAGAAUGAGAACACUGAAGAUGAGAACACUGAGGAUAAGAACCUUGAGGCCGAGAACACUGAGAAUGAGAACACUGAGGAUGGGAACUUUAAAAAUGAGAACACUGAGGAAGAGAACACUGAGGACGAGAACACUGAGGCCGAGAACACUGAGAAUGAGAAAACCGAAGAUGAGAACACUGAGGAUGAGAACACUGAGGACAAGAACCUUGAGGCAGAGAACACUGAGAAUGAGAACACUGAGGAUGAGAACUUUAAAAAUGAGAACAUUGAGGACGAUAACACUGAGGCCGAGAAACUUGAGGCAAAGAAGCCUAAGGAUGAGAACACUGAGCAUGAGAACCUUGAGGCUGAGAACACUGAGAAUGAGAAAACUGAGGAUGAGAACCCUGAGGAUGAGAACUUUAAAAAUGAGAACACUGAGGAUGAGAACACUGAGGACGAGAACACUGAGGACUGA
Molecule: messenger RNA, 2379 nt
Organism: Archocentrus centrarchus (flier cichlid)
Lineage: Eukaryota; Metazoa; Chordata; Actinopteri; Cichliformes; Cichlidae
Exons: 6
Coding region: 1-2379 (792 amino acids)
Source: RefSeq, a predicted model, not a curated record